AUGGCUGAUGCUUCUGCACUUGAAGAGUUACGAAAGGAGCGGCAGCGGCGGUACGCGCAACUUUCCCGGACCGAAAAGCCUCGCAUCGAGCCGUGUUGCCACUGUAAUGAACCGCCGUAUAAAGAGCGAGUAUGUCCCGUUACGGGAGUUUACCAUAAUCACGACAAACAGAAAAUAGUCGGGGGUUCUGUCGUCAACUCGAACAUCGUUAACUCUUCUGAGCUGAUGAAAGCCAUUGAACUCUCACGUGUGCGGUGGGCGCCCAGCCGGACCAAACUCGUUCGGGUGGAUGUCACUUCCUUGAAUCUGUUUCAAAGUUUUGUACGACAGAGCGGCUGGGCAGUUCAGCGAUGUGGUAUUUUGUACGGCAAGUACGAUUCAGCCGAGUCCACGAUAGAGGUUCAUGCAGUGUACGAACCAGAGCAGGAGGGAGGCUUACAGAAAUUUAUUUGCCUACGUGAUAGUCGUGUCGGGACGGUAGAUCGACUGGCGGAGCGGUUGGGUCUCCGGCGCGUGGGCAUGGUGUGUACACAUCAGGCAAGGGAUCCAGAUAAAAUGGUUCUUAGCGGAUACGAACUGCUACUCUGUGCUCGAGAGCAGUCCCGUUUUGGAGAUGAGUGUGUUUUGUUGACCAUGAGUCCAAGCAUCACCACCGGACGCAUUGAGUGCCAGGCAUGGCAGGCGUCCCCACAAGCUGUGCACUUUUACAGACUUGGUACCCUCACCGAGAAACUUGACGCUGACCCAAGAAACAGUACCGUGGUCACAGGCACUGCCGAUGGGUUUUGUGGGGAUGAAAUUCCGAGCCAUUUUGUAUACAGUAGCAUUUCACUAGAGGUAGCUCAGGAACAGACAGACGACAAAGGGCGCCCGCAGGUGAUUACCAAGGCCCCAAGUAAGGAGAUUGAUACACGCUGGUUUACAAGUUACGUGGCGGUUGACCCGUUCGACUCACACGUCGUGAAAAAUUUGUUUGUACGUAUCUCCCGACCAGGGAUGGAUCCACCGACGAUUACAAAUCUCCGCAAUUACCUGAAGGAUCCCAAGAGGGCCGACGUGCCGAUAUUGCAGAAACUUGCUGACUUUCACGUGCUUAUUUUUCUUGCCUUUGAUGUCUUUUCUGGCGUUAAUGAGGUACUGACUAUCAUUGAUGCGAUAAAAGAGAAUAGCCUCGCACCGCUUGCCGAACCGCAUGUGAAAACACUGCAGUUGCUCAUCGAAAGUUAG
This is a messenger RNA of Trypanosoma brucei brucei TREU927, 1227 nucleotides long. RefSeq lists its product as hypothetical. The transcript has a single exon. Gene Ontology annotation, molecular function: ubiquitin binding; ubiquitin protein ligase binding. Gene Ontology annotation, biological process: ubiquitin-dependent protein catabolic process. The coding region runs from base 1 to 1227 and encodes 408 amino acids. The record is from RefSeq and is a predicted model, not a curated record. NCBI's taxonomy places the organism in Eukaryota, Euglenozoa, Kinetoplastea, Trypanosomatida, Trypanosomatidae. Gene Ontology annotation, cellular component: nucleus.